AUGAACAUCCCGACGAAAAACCCCAAAGGAUUGAAUAAGGGGAGUGGAACGAAUGGAUAUGUCACUCGCAAUCUGUCUUUCAUUCGCAAACACAAAGACAGAGUUGACUACAAGUCGGAAGAGGAGAUCCGCAAACUGGAGAACUCCUUGAUCAAGACGCCAAACAAGGACAUUCUUGACCAUGAACGCAAGAGAAAGAUUGAAUUAAAGUGUAUGGAAAUGCAGGAGCUAAUGGAAGAGCAAGGCUAUGCAGAUGAUGUCAUCGAAAAGAAAGUAGCUGCAUUUAGAAAAGUCUUGCUUGAAAAGGAAGGCAUGUGCGACCGUGUUGUUGAGAAAGAUGAAUUUGGCCGUCCUAUAGCACGUGAGACUCACCAGCUUGCUGAAGCCAACCAAGAGAAGAAUGCCCGUCUUCGGGAUGCAUUUGGUCUCAGUAAAGAUUAUGUUGAUGGCAGCUCUUUUGAUCCAGCUCGAAAGGCGAAGGAGCAAGCUGCAAAAGCCGAGGCUCUUGCUCAGAAAAAAUAUGCCCUUGUGGAGGAACCAGCAUCAUCGAGUGUGAGUUCCAACUCCUCAGAUUCCUCGUCUGAGUCCCCAUCCCCUCCGAAGCAACGCAAGCACCAUCAUCACCAUCAUGAGCGUAGUGGGAAAAGCAGGAGUAAAAAGCACCACAGCAGCAGAAGUAGCAGCAAGAAGCACAAAAGUAAAAAAUCUCGAGACCGAAGUCGCUCUCCAGCAGAAAAAAGUGAGCGUAAAAAGAAGAAAAAGCAUAAAAAAUCAUCUUAA
Acanthosepion pharaonis is the source of this 780-nucleotide messenger RNA. The record is from the annotation of a GenBank genome assembly. Lineage: Eukaryota; Metazoa; Mollusca; Cephalopoda; Sepiida; Sepiidae.